GCAAGGUUGAAAAACUUGGAGGUCAUCGGAAUGCAUGAUCAUGUCCUGUUUGCCGAAUUGACGACGGUUUUUCCCAAUUUGGAGAGGUUGAAAGUGGACACGUUCGCCAUGGCGGACGACGAGGAGAAUGAGAUGCAUUUGGACGUCGUGCUGGAAGCGUGUGGGGAUUGGAAACAGUUGAAACAUUUGGAUUUGGCGCUCCCAACGCGGAUAGAACGAAUUAUGGAUUUCUUCCAGACUCUUUGGGAUAACGAAGAAUUGUUUCAGCGCCUCAGAAGUUUCACGCUUGAGAUCGAUUUCAGCGACGAGAUUUACGACUUAUCCGAGGACGAGAUGGAUCUGUUUAAGGAUGUACUUUUGGCGACGAAACGAAUGGACCGGGUCAAAAUAAAAAAUCUUCACGUAAGUCGGAUUAUUAACGAGCGGAACCAAGUGACGGGUAGUUAUCGCGACCGAUUUGUCUGUCCGUCAGUACGAUUACUCUUUUUAGUCUGCUAUCAGAUAUUAUCAAAGCAAGAAAGAGUUCGUUAACUGACCUUGUAGGUAAGAAGGUCACGACGCCACGGUAAUGAGGCCAAAAGCGUCCAUUUUUUGUUUGGACAGUUUUAGACUUUA
Molecule: messenger RNA, 615 nt
Organism: Folsomia candida
Lineage: Eukaryota; Metazoa; Arthropoda; Collembola; Entomobryomorpha; Isotomidae
Exons: 2
Coding region: 31-531 (166 amino acids)
Source: RefSeq, a predicted model, not a curated record